UCUCACUCUCUCUCAGUCUCAAAUUUCUCCAGCACAGUAGCAAAAAAUUAAAAAACCAUGCAGGCAGUGGCAAAGCUGAGCAAGAAUCUCCCCCGCCCUCUCUUCCUCCUCCUCGCUCCCAGAACCUUAACCACCCUCACUUCUUCUUCUUCUUUAUCACACUCGCUAUCCUCACAGGGCUGUGACUCCGCCAUCAUGCAGACCACAAACACGUGUCUCACCGGAAGAACUCUACUUCGUUCUCCCUGGUCCGCCAUUCAAUACCGCGGAGCCGUCGUCCAGGGCGCUGAUGUAAAACCUGGAAAUAUCAUUGAAAGGAAUGAUCGUAUUUAUCAGGUGUUAAAGGCGGAGCAUUCACAUGAAGGACGGGGAAAAGCGGUUGUUAAGGUGGAGGUUCGUGACCUUGACUCGGGGAACAAGACAUCCCUACGAUUGUCCACGGAUGAGCAACUCGAUAAGGUAUUUGUUGAAUCAAAAACUUACGUUUACAUGUGCACAGACCGUGAUGGCAUAGUAUGUUUGAUAGACCCUGAUACACUUGAUCAACUCGAUGUGCCGGAGGACUUGUUUGCAAAGAAGGCUAAAUACCUACAAGAGGAAAUGAAAGUGACAGUGGAGCUGUAUAAUGAUAAACCUCUAUCCGUUAAAGUUCCAAAACACGUGACGUGCGUUGUCAAGGAAGCACAAACUCCUGUGAGGGGGACUGCACAAGCACCUAAGGAAAUAUUAGCUGUGAUGGAACAGGGCUUCACUGUCAAAGUACCACCUCACAUCGUAGAAGGUGAAGCUGUGGUUGUUGACACAGGUGACGACUCUUAUGUUAAAAGGUAAUUUUAUGGUUAUCUCUGUGUGACAUGUUUCACAUCCUUGUAAGUUUCUGUUUUCUUGCACGGUUAAAUAUAAGAUGAACUUUUAUAAAAUAUUUAUAGACCAGAUGCGUCUUCAUACUCAACCGCCAGCGGCUAGCUCUGACGGGCUCCCAGUUUCCUGGGCUCUGCUCGCUCGGAAAUGUGGUGGUUGGGGCAACUAUAUCAUACAAGAUAGGCUGAUGAUUGAGAUGUUGAAGUUAAUGCCUGUACAAUCGUAACUCUCCUCGCGCACUGUGAAGCGUUUUUGGAUUUUGCAGCAAGUCUGUUCCCUUAUUUCGUUUCUUUUUUCGUUUUGGUAUCAGGGCCAAGCCAUAAUGCUUAAUAUCAUUGUUUCGAUUGGAUGGAGAGGUGGAGAUUCAAUUGCUCAGCUCCACGAUGACUGAUUUCUUACCAUCUUGACGUAUAGCUGAUUCAAAGUGAUGUACAUUUACUCGCACAACAAGUUUGGCAGCGGAGAUGAUACCGCUCUUUAGGCAGGAUGAUAGUUUUGCUCUUUGACUUGCUGAACAAUUGUUUUUCUUGGUGCAGUUUAGUUUAU
Messenger RNA from Pyrus x bretschneideri (Chinese white pear), 1407 nucleotides. Its product is annotated as elongation factor P-like. Gene Ontology annotation, molecular function: translation elongation factor activity. The record is from RefSeq and is a predicted model, not a curated record. Bases 58 to 831 code for a protein of 257 amino acids. Gene Ontology annotation, cellular component: cytoplasm. The transcript is spliced from 10 exons. Gene Ontology annotation, biological process: peptide biosynthetic process; translational elongation. Lineage: Eukaryota; Viridiplantae; Streptophyta; Magnoliopsida; Rosales; Rosaceae.